Messenger RNA from Bactrocera neohumeralis, 2580 nucleotides. RefSeq lists its product as uncharacterized. Bases 1482 to 2480 code for a protein of 332 amino acids. The transcript is spliced from 4 exons. The record is from RefSeq and is a predicted model, not a curated record. Lineage: Eukaryota; Metazoa; Arthropoda; Insecta; Diptera; Tephritidae.
AGGCAUAGCCUAAAAGAUAAAUACAUCAAAUUUUUUGUGCAGUGAAUAUAGGCAACAACAAAAUAAGUGAAAAUUUCAUCACGAUUGUGUUAAAAGCAAAAUAUCAACAAACAUUCGUGUUGAACUACAUAUAUUAAUAUUCUGACCGAUCAAUCGCGGUCAAUUUCUACCAUCAACCAACCAAUGAAGUAACUGAACUUCCCAUAAGUUUACUCAUGCACACACACACAAACGCUACAGAGCGUGAUCAAUUGUAAUUAGCACCUUUGCGACAGCAGCAAAAGAAGUUUGGAUGCCAGCACUCUGUGCAGCGCCAAAUUCUUGCAGGCACAUCAUAUCUGCUUCACCAAUGCUGGAGUAGGCAUUUACUUUCGAGAAUUCUUGCAGAACACACAUUCGGUUUAGUCGUUCUCUCGGCUUUGUUAGUGAUUUUGUGGCUAUAAGUGCACAAAAGAAUAUAACAUUGAAAAAAAUAUUAACAUUUGCGAACUGUGUAAAAUAUAUACCAAAACGAAGUGAUAAAACAAUUAUUCAUUUAAAAUUUUAGUAUAUUUUGCAAAAAUGACGUUCGUCUCUGUAAUCGCCGGAGUGAUAACGCUGGGCAUUAUCGGUUAUGUUAUAUGUAAGGAUAUUGAUGAGUAUCCCAGAGAAUUAUCAUUUCAAAAUUCAUUAGAGACACCAGUUGAAACAUUGAUGUCCACCAAUGAAAUACUUCAAAAUCAUUCACAUUCGAGAUCUCCUAGAUGUGAGUAUGUGUACGCGAGUGUUAACCAGUACCAUUCGUUUCUAAAGCCAGCUCACGCAUGUAAAAUACAUACACAAAUUCAUUUGCAUAGAUUUACAAUUCACUUUAUUAUAUAAUUUACAAACGCUGCAUUCAUCAUCCUCAUCCUGUGUAACAUUAGUCUAAAUGCAUAUAUGUACAUACAUAUAUAUCCAUUAACAUAUUAAGUUUUCCUAUAAAUUUAAAAAACUCUUCCAAAAACUGUUGUCAGUUGAACAUUAUCUCCUCUUGUGGUCAUUACUCCAUUUCCGGUCAUUCCAUGUACAGCCUCUCCCGUGUGUGAGAGUACAUAUGGUGCAUAUGUAUAUGUAAAUUAUGCGCAAUUCAUCCAGAAGUGCUAACUACAUACCAUAAGUGUGACCUAAUUUUACUUUUUUUAGAUCAGCAUGUAUUUAUAACAAUUAUUAUCCCACGCAUUGACAAUUAAUUAAACAAACAAAUGUGUACAUACCUACUUAAGUGUCAAAAUAUAGCGGUUUUAAACUGUGCAACAGUUUUUAAAACAUAAAAGUGAAAUGUUCCCUGUCGCAUACUAUAAGGAACCAGAGCGCAUGCCUACAUCAAUAACAUUAUGAAAUCAGGAAACAGUUUUCAGUGAAUUAUUUGGUAAUUUUUGCAAGUUACAGUGUACGGCAUACUUUUAGGAUUUUUCAAUUAGAUAUUGGGUUUCCCUUCUACACAAUUGGACGCUUUCCCAAUGAUGGUCUGCGUGGGCGCCAAUCAGCUGGCUGGCACCUGUGUGGUGCGAGGCGAAUGCAGUGAUAACGGUGGUGUGGCGGCUGGCACUUGCAGCACCAUUACAACACAAGCUGUGUGUUGUAUAUAUCAACUGGGUUGCGGCUCCUCAACAAGUUACAACAAUACAUAUUUCUACAAUUCCGGUUACCCAGGCACUUACGCCGGUGGCGGACGUUGCACAAUUGUUGUCUCGAAAUGCGAUAGUAACAUCUGUCAACUACGCAUUGACUUCCUGUCGCUGUCGAUUGCGCCGCCGAACGGUGAUGGUUAUUGUCUAACGGACACCCUAACUAUAACGGGUGGAUCGAGGGUGCCCACAAUCUGUGGUGAGAAUAGUGGCCAGCAUGUGUAUGUGGAUUUCAAUGGCGACUCGCCGAUCACUAUUUCCGUCGCCACAUCCGGUGACUACACAUUCAAUCGCCAAUGGCAAUUUCAAAUCGCACAACUCGCCUGCGCAUCUGCCACUCAAGCGCCGUCGGGUUGUCUGCAAUACUACAUGGAUUCCAGUGGAACAGUGUCGAGCUUCAAUUACGACUCAGCUGCUAACUCGCUCGCAAAUUCAAUUGGUGUGGCAGGCACGCGGCAAAUCGCCAAUCAGCAGUAUGGCAUUUGUGUGCGCAUGGGUGCAGGUAUUUGUUCAAUUACGUGGAGUCAAGUGAGCUCCGAUGCAUAUUCGUUUACGUUAACCAAUGAUGUGGGCGUUAUUGAUCCAUCGCUGCUCGGCACAUCAACGGUACAAAGUCAAGACUGUACAACUGAUUUCAUUAUCAUACCAAAUCCGACGCAAAACGGGGCGGCACUGGCUAGCGAUCGUUUCUGCGGACUCGGUUUGGUGAGUACAACCAGCGCGACGAAACCUUUUGUGCUUUACUCGGUGACGGACGGAAAUGAGGAUUUGGAUAUGUCGAAUCGAGGCUUUCAUUUAUCAUACUCUCAAAAUUCGUGCCCUGUAGUUUAACGCCACUAAGCACAACUUACUAAACUUAAGGCUUAAAUUAAAAUUACUUAGGAAUAUCUACGAGAAUAAAUGUGUGAUUUAUAAUUCAGUGUUUUAUCAA